Messenger RNA from Pseudocercospora fijiensis CIRAD86, 1498 nucleotides. RefSeq lists its product as uncharacterized. The coding region runs from base 1 to 903 and encodes 300 amino acids. The transcript has a single exon. Gene Ontology annotation, cellular component: 90S preribosome; nucleolus. The record is from RefSeq and is a predicted model, not a curated record. NCBI's taxonomy places the organism in Eukaryota, Fungi, Ascomycota, Dothideomycetes, Mycosphaerellales, Mycosphaerellaceae. Gene Ontology annotation, biological process: maturation of SSU-rRNA from tricistronic rRNA transcript (SSU-rRNA, 5.8S rRNA, LSU-rRNA).
AUGGACGACGAAAGCCGGAGCGAUGCCGAGGAUUCUGCUUCAGAUGCUAGCGAGGUACAGGCAGACUCGAAGCAGACAUUGAGUGAUGUUGUUCAGAAUAGCGGAUUAUCAUUUGAUGCUCUUCAGACCGCUUUCAAGGAUGCAGCAAACGCACAAUCGCGAAAACGCAAGCGAGGUUCGCAUACUUCGCAAGACCAGGAAGACAAGCUGCAAGCACUGAGAGAAAGACUCCGUCAAAUCAAGGACCAAAAAGCUGUAUCUGGCGCCUCUCGCCAGAACUCCAGAUCAGACGCCAAGGUAAAUCAAAAUCAGGACGAGCACGACUCAGACUCAGACUCGGAUUCCGGUCCGUCAGAAGAAGGUGCUCCUUCGCGUACAUCCAAGCACGCUCCCACGGCGCAGUCUUCCAAGUUUCAAGUGAGUCGCAAGCGUCAAGUCGUCGACGUGCCGAAGCGAGUGGUCCGCGAUCCCAGAUUCGAUCCUCUACACCAAAAGUCCGCACAUCCUGGAAAUAGCGAAAAGGCAUAUAGCUUCUUGCUCGACUAUCAAAAAGACGAGAUCAAAGAGCUGAAAGAGGCUGCAAAGCGCACGAAGAACGAAGACGAUAAGGAGAAGCUCAAGCGGAAGGUGGGCAGUAUGGAGAAUAGGCUGAAGGCGAAGGAAGCAAAGGAGCGAGAACAGGAGAUUUUAAAGCGGCACAGGAAGGAAGAGCGGGAACGGGUGGAGCAAGGCAAGAAUCCAUACUAUUUGAAGAAGAAGGAUAUCAAGGAGAAGGCUUUGGUGGAGAAGUUCAACAAGAUGAAGAGCAAAGAUCGGGAAAAGCUGAUUGAGCGGAAGAGGAAGAAGGAAGGACAGAAGGAGAAGAGGCGGAUGCCCAGUGCCAGGCGGAUUCCUGCCGGUUGAUUGAUAUCUGCGAUGAAUUUCACGAGUUCCAGCGCGAGCGUAGGGUGGAAAUCCAUAUCGACCGCUCUCGAAUUCUGCUCACUACCAAAUCAAAUCCAGUUGCACUACGACUUCCACAGCAAUCGGCCUCAAAUUCCUCACGAAGCGUGCCUGGCCCCCUCAGAAGGACUCCCCCCAAAAUCAUGACCACCAAAAUCAUGAGGCCUAUCCACACCCUUCCCCUUCUGUCCCGCAUACCUCCUACCCUCCUCUUCCCUCUCAGCCUGAACAUGCCCCCACGCCCGACUCGAACAAGCACCAUAAGUCUCCACCGCCUGCGCAGCACAAUUAGAAUACGGCCUCAACCUCACCACCACAUCCUCACAAUGCCGAAAAAUACAUUCGUAAUGUCCAGGCGCCUCGGCUCGAAAUCUCUGCCACGUCCCCUCAGUCUUCGCAACCUAUGCUUCUCUUACGAGAUGGCAGAGAUCUGGUCGGUAGAAGAUUCGUUUUGCUUCUUCGAUCUUCGGGAAUGUUAGAGGAAGAUGGGAAAGCAGAAGGGAGAUAGAUGGGUACGCACUAAUUCGAUUUCUUGCGCCGACGCUUGGCGAAUGCG